Zeugodacus cucurbitae (melon fly) is the source of this 2979-nucleotide messenger RNA. RefSeq names its product serine/threonine-protein kinase unc-51 (gene Atg1). The coding region runs from base 52 to 2628 and encodes 858 amino acids. Gene Ontology annotation, biological process: axon extension; positive regulation of autophagy; autophagy. The record is from RefSeq and is a predicted model, not a curated record. The transcript has 13 exons. Gene Ontology annotation, cellular component: autophagosome; cytoplasm. Gene Ontology annotation, molecular function: ATP binding; protein serine/threonine kinase activity. NCBI's taxonomy places the organism in Eukaryota, Metazoa, Arthropoda, Insecta, Diptera, Tephritidae.
CUAAAGAGUAAAUAAGAUUAUAGUAAUUACAUUCCAUUUCGCUGCAACAAUAUGAAUAUUGUCGGAGAUUAUGAGUAUAGUUCGAAGGAUAUGCUUGGCCAUGGUGCUUUUGCCGUGGUAUAUAAAGGACGUCAUCGCAAGAAACACUUUCCUGUAGCUAUAAAAUGUAUAACUAAAAAGGGAUUGAUAAAAACUCAAAAUUUACUUGGAAAAGAAAUAAAGAUCUUGAAAGAAUUGACAGAGUUGCAUCAUGAGAAUGUCGUUGCGUUGUUGGAUUGUAAAGAAUCACAAGACUGCGUCAACUUGGUUAUGGAGUACUGUAAUGGCGGUGAUUUAGCUGAUUAUCUCACUGUUAAGGGCACUUUAAGUGAAGACACUGUCAGACUCUUUCUUAUACAGUUGGCCGGUGCCAUGAGAGCACUUUACACCAAAGGCAUAGUACAUCGCGAUCUGAAGCCCCAAAAUAUUUUGUUGUCACACAAUUAUGGUAAAACUUUACCCGCGCCAUCGAAAAUUACACUGAAAAUAGCGGAUUUCGGAUUUGCACGUUUCUUGAAUGAGGGCGUUAUGGCUGCAACACUUUGUGGAUCUCCAAUGUAUAUGGCACCUGAAGUUAUCAUGUCUUUACAAUAUGAUGCUAAAGCUGAUUUGUGGUCUCUCGGUACCAUUGUUUACCAAUGUUUGACUGGUAAAGCUCCUUUUUUUGCACAAACCCCUAAUGAAUUAAAGGGAUAUUACGAAAAAAACGCCAACUUGGCACCAAAGAUACCAAGUGGUGUCUCACCUGAUUUGCGAGAAUUGUUGUUAUGUUUGUUGCGGCGCAAUGCCAAGGAUCGGAUCUCAUUUGAGAGCUUUUUCAGUCACCGCUUCUUACAGGGGAAGCCCCUCCCAUGCGGUACCUCUACUGAUGUGCCCCCGCAGAUGAGUUUGGAUAUUAUACCAGCAAAACCGAAAAGCUCUUUGCAGCUACUAAAACAGCAGCAGAUUGAAGCUAAUGUUGAUGUUGUUACAGCACAGCCGGAUGAUGCCUCGGUUUCAAUUGCGGAUAACCCGGCUAUCUGUGCCACCAUUACAAAUGUUGGAGUGCUUUGUGACAGCGAAAACAACAGCGAUUCAUCUGGGUCGCCAGAGGACUCAGAUGACUUUGUUCUGGUGCCUAAGAAUCUACCGGAAGAUCAUAAUGUCAUUGAAUAUGAGAAGAAGCACUCAGCAUGCCAGGCUGCUCAAACAACAAACCAAUUAAAUCCACUACGACCGAACAGUCUACCAAUUUCGGAACCGAAACCAGUCCCCGCGCCAGCUCGUCGAUUCUCGUCUAACACCAUUGAUACUGGUUCUGGGAAUAAUGCCUCGCCUGCAGGCCGUACAAAUGCUAUUAGUGAUAAAGCUCAACGACCACGUUCAAAUGUUUGUAAUGAGAUUGUAAUUGCAACUUCCCCUAAACAACCUUGUAUCGUCACGCAAUUUCCACGGUCACAGCCUAUUACUGUUAAACAACGUGCUGAACAUCGCAAAACUAGUGUUAGCAGCGAUAUUAAUUCCAUUUCACCUCCAGCAGUUCAAUUUGCCAUUGGUACACCGCCCACCCGACGGCGUUCUGCGUCUGGUAGUUCCCUAUCUGAGACACCACCACCAAGUGCUCCGUGUACUUGGCAGGUAAGUCCAGGUACACAGACACAAUCCCCCCUACGCCGAUCAGGCCACAGUUCACCGGUUCUUCCUUCUGUAUUGGCUAAAUUGCCUAUACUGGGUAGCCCGACGUUGAUUAUAGGUCCUGGUUCUGUCGGUUCGAUUGGCUCCGGUUCUUGUGGUUCGGAGAAUAAUAAUCAACAUCCCGUACUGGGUCCGCGUGCAUUUACACUACCAGAGCUCGGUGCUACAGGAGGUUUGCAAAGUCUUUUGGAUACAGCCAGUAGUCGUGCUACCGGUUCAGAGGGACAUCAACUUCAUACUUUCCAUGCACCUGAGUUGUCGGAGGAAACGCUUAUGGACCGCGAACAUAAUGAGACUCUAUCAAAGUUGAACUUUGUUUUGGCUCUUACCGAUUGUAUCCAAGAAGUAGCAGACUCGCGUUGCGCACCUCUUUCAGCCGUCAUGGCUGUGGGUGCAACAUCAAACGACCAACAGUCUAUACCGCCACAUGCACCUGAACAUUGCAAACGAGCUGAGCGGUUAGUAUUAUUGGUGCGUGCUUUACAGCUCCUUUCAAGUGGCUUAAACUUAGCAUCUCAACAGUUACGCAGUGGAAGCCUGAAACCAUCAUCAAAUGUUAAGAAUGCUUUGUUGACAAUGAAUUCUAAGUAUCGAUCGAUCCUCUUUGAGUCGAAGAGAUUGAAUGGUUCCGGUUUGCUUCAAAAAGCUAAUGCGUUCAACAUUACAGCCGAUAAAAUUCUUUAUGAUUAUGCUUUAGAUAUGUGUCAGGCCGCUGCUUUGGACGAGUUGCUUAGUAAUACAAAAAAUUGCUUUGAACGCUACAAUACGGCACAUAUACUGCUACAUUCGUUAGUUCAAAAAUGCAAUCAUCCACAGGAUAAAAUGCUAUUGAAUAAAUAUCGUGAUGCUGUUGAGAAACGUUUAAAUAUUUUGCAGCAACAAGGCUAUAUAUAUGUGACUGAUGAAAACUCUUAAAAUUCCGAAUAUAGAAUUUAUUUGCCAGUUUGGAGCCUUCCGUUUUCCGAACAGCAAUCAGAUAUUUUAUUAUUAUUCGAGUAUCUUAAAAUAUAAUUUAAGUAAACUAAUAUUUUACUAAUCAUUUAAUUUCAUUCGUUUGUGUAUGUAUGAGAUUUAAUUAUAUGUAAUUCACUACGAGCUAAUCUACAUAUAUACAUAUAAAAUAUAUUUCCUACGAAGAGCAUGUAUUCGAAUAAUUAUCAAAUAACUUUUUCUUCUUUCUUCCUAACAAAUCAUUAGGUUAGAUAUAUCUAAUGUUCAUUAAUAUCCUGCAUUAUGUAUAUAACAAACUGUGGCAAUAUACUAUUG